GUCAUAACUAGCAGACUUUUUAACUAAAUGGUUUGGUAAAGUUGUUACACUGUUGUUCCGAUUUUCUGUGUACUUGCAUCUUUCCUCUCGACGGAGCUGCAUGAUUGAAGAUCAAGGCGCAAGGAAGGAGCGUCAAAGAAGUGAAGGAACUUAAAGUGCUUUUACUGCAUGUGUUUUAGUGCAACUAUAUUUUCUUCUAAGUUCCUUGCAUUGUAAAAGAGCGUCUCAACAUGAGCACCGUUUCACCAGCUUCUCUCGAAGAAAUAUGCCUGAGCUUUAUCAGUGCUAAUAUUGAAGAUUUAUGCCACAAGGAUGUUCAAGGUGUCCAGUACGGCGAGGUUUCUUGUCAAAAACUUAGUUUCAUUGCUCCGUUAUUUCUCCACGAACACCUGGCAGACAAUAUUAUGAGAUGUCUCUCACGUGAUAGAAACCUGACAGAUAGGACUGCAUCUUUAUUUGUUGAUCCGCACAGAUGUAGAAUGAAACAUUUCAAUCUCAGGAAAUGUCAGCUGAGUUUUCCAGUGCUGAAACUACUUGCUGGAAAACACAAAGUUGAAAAACUAGACUUAUCUGGAACAAAAACGUUCUCCUCUUUUUUGUUUUUUCAACUGCUGAAUGGAAUGUCAUCGACAGUAAGGGAGUUAAAUUUGAGCUGCACAUCAUUUGUCUUGGACUUUGCUGCCAUGAAGCCACUGAACUGUUUGACACAUUUGGAUGUGAGCCAUUGCACUCCUAUAAAUGACCACUUGAUGUCGGUUGCUGCACAGAAUAUGGAUUGUUUGCAACACAUUAAUAUCUCUAACACUGCAAUAAGACAUGUCUCUUCAUUCGGGAAACUAAGAGGUCAACUAAAAACAUUAAUCGCUUUUAACACACCAAUAUCAUGGACAAACCCUGCUGAGUUCAAGGACUUUACAUUAUUACAGAAGCUUGAUAUUUCAAGAAGUUCUGAUAAUGAUUUGCACCACGAUGGGAUGAUGGAGUCUAUAAAAUAUGACGAAAUGCUUACAGACCAAUGUAUGAUGCCAAACCUGGUCUCUCUGGAUGUUUCAGGUGUUUUCACAGUAACAGCAGGUGCUUUGCAGUCAUUUCUUCGUUCUCAUCCUAAACUUGAGUUCCUAGGCCUUUGUUUGAUGUCACAGAAUUUACAAGAACAACUGGAAAGAAUUUCUCCUCUUAUUAAGGUAGAAUUAUCACAAUAAUAUAAUAAACUAAUGAUAUGAAACAGUGAAAAACUGUUCUUGUUUUCAACCAGAAUGGUGAAAAUCUUCAAAGUUUGUUGGAGAUGUUUCCAAUUUUCAUGAAAUACCUUUAGAAUUCCAUAUUGUUGAGGGACUUGAUGUGAAGUCUAUACUCAAACCUAGUGGCCCAUCUUGCUGCAGCUCAUCCUGGUUUACUUCACAUGAAGCAACUUAGAGGGUUACUGUACUCCCUCCUUGGACAGGAUUCCAGUCAGUCACAAGAUUACCCCCAACAAUCAUCAGGUUCUUUUGAUAAGUGUUGUACCAGAGUUUUUUUUAGUCACAUUACACUCAUGUGCAGUAAGAAUUUAUUUUGCAGCUAACAUAAAGGAUAUGUGACUUGGCUGCAUAAUACUUAGUGUAAUUUUCUGAAAUCUUUUCAUCCAUCAACUGCUCUUUAUAAGCUUUUCCUUAUACUACUUACAUCAUAAAAGUCAACAUUCGAGUUAAAUGUGGCUUAUCUUUCAUCAGAUUACAGGUGAAGCUACUGAGAAACAGAUCCUUUCUUCAUUACAAAUGUACCCAGACAGAGCUGAUUACAUGAGAGAAGCUCUGCGUGGAUUGUUUCGCAUCAGCAAUGAUUGGACAACAAGAAAACCACAAGUUCUAGAGGUACACAAUGAAAUGGCUUAUUUAAUUAACUUAAGGUUCUUUAGGGUCCUUUGAGCUCCAAGAGUAAUCAUCAUAUACAGAAAAAAUUUUCAACCUAUACUUAUUUUGAACUGCUGUAAUUCUGAUUUAUGAUUGCAGCAAUGUAGAAAUUUAACCUCACAGACUUAACAACUGCAAGCAGGUUUUUCAUUUAGUUUAGAAAUUGCAAAAUUAGCUACUUGCAGUGCAGAAUUCUCCAACUACAGUUCAAAGGCCUGAGGAAUUUUGUUUUCAUUUCCUAUAUAUAGCUACUACUGCAUUUUCUCAUGAAAAUUAACCCUGCAGAUGUGAAAAAAAUUCAUUUGAGAAUGUUGUCUCUUAAAUUUUUCUUUGUCAAAGGGGAACUCUUACCUACAUGAUAUUGCUUUGAAAGUCUUAGGAUUUAAAAUUAGUUUAAUUCUUUUUAAUCGCAUUUGCACAGCUUGUCCUUACUCCACUAGAAAAACAUCCAGGUGAUUUCAAUGUUCAAGUGGCUGCUACGUAAGUUAAAUAUUCACAAAGAUUCUCAAGUAGUUACAAUAAUCAUUCAAAGUGAAACAAUUUCGUUUAUUAAAAUAAAAAAUUUUCUAAAAAUUUUGAUUAUCUUCAAAUCAAAUUUUUGAUUUUAGAAUGAAUGUUCUUUUGAAUUCAGAACUUGUGUAGGUAACAUUAUCAGAGAAAGAGGAGGAGAGGCAGACCCACAAGUGCAUCCUCAUUUCUUGAGGUAAUAAAACUUAUUAUCACAUAAACUGCAGUGUUAUACAGGGAUUUCCGGCUCUAAGAAAAGCCGUAACAACACUCAUGAAAAAAUAUUGUAUUUUUUCAUGUGUGUUGAUAUAGCCAAUCAGUUGCUAACAUGUCACUUGCCUUUGGUGCCACUAGGUCAGGUUGAUAAAUGAACAGCAAAUUAAAGGCUUAAUGAUUCCCAAUACAGGUUGGUUUUUGGGGCUUUCUUGAAUUAUGGCGGCUAAAACACAAAAAAAUCUAUUUCGCUGAAAGACUGUAGGGUUCAAACUUGCUUAGAAGGGAAAGGAAACCAAUAUACUGAGCUAUCGAGUCAAACACUUGAAGAGAAAUUCCAUAUUUACGCAUGCCCAUGUAUUUUUCUCUGUUUACUGGAUAUGUGAUUAAAUGUGGUUAAAACACUUCCAAAACAGUAUUCGAGGGCUGGUAUUGUUGUGUAACAGAAGAUAGCAGUAGCUAAUAUUCUGAGCAACCAGGUGGUCACCAUGGCAAUCAAGCCACAGCCCUCCUUUAGGCACCUGUUAACACAACACAAGAAAAACAGUAUGUGAAAUGGUUACCUACUCAAAAUGUGGAAGUUAAGGUGGGGUGGGGAGUGCAAAACCUCCAUGUCUCCCUCCAUGCCCUCCUCCCUUCCACAUAUUUGUUAAACCACUGACUUAUCAAUUAAGGUAGAGAGGAAGUAAUUUUCACUUUAAAUUAAUUACUUGAUUUCUUAAAAGUGAAUAACUAGUCAGAAUCUUUUUAAAGUUAACAUGCAAUUGUGCAAGUUAUGCCCUUAACUUGCUUACUCUGAUGACAGAAUGAGUCAACAUGAUUAUUUUUAGUUAUUUUCUGUUUGAUUUUUCAGUAAAGUUGCAUCUUUGGUUCUAUCAGCAAUGAGAACCUUUCCAGAAAAUUAUUCGGUAAGAAAAGCAUCUGGUAAGAAUUCAUUUUAUUUAUAACAAAUGAAUCAAGACAAACAGUUAAGUAAUCUAUCAUCAAAAACUCUCUAUUACGUUUUGAUUCUGCUUGAUCUUAAUUAUGACAAAAUAACAAGAACAAUGAAACAUCAGAAAAUGGUCAGAGAAGAAUUAAUGUAUUUAAUGACUGAGCACAAGGAACAGACAGGAAAUUGUUACACAGCCUCAUGCCAAUAUUUUCCAGGUCUGCCUAAUCUAACUCAAUCACUCAGUGUUUGUCAUGAGCACUGCCCCUUUUUCUUUCUUUCCAUAGCUUUUGCAGAAUUGUAUGUCAAUUUUGGGGUCAAAACAAGUUGUCAGAAAAGCAGUAAGUAGAAAUGAUUCAAAUAUUGUAAAUUAUCUCCAGUGCGUUGAAGGAAUAUUGGCUCUACGAUAUGGGCUGAAAAUUUAGGGCAGUAACUGUCAUGAGAUGUAUGUUGCCAAAUAGAGUUGGAAACCAAUAACUUGAUAUUUACUUUGCAGACAUUCAACUACUUUGAAGCAUCAUGCUUGACUAUGGAUGCCCUGUGCAAUUUCCAUGGUAACCAGGAUAUUUCUCAGCUGGCUACACAGCUAUGUGCAAUAUUGUGUCUUAAGGUAUCACGGUACCUAUCAUUUCCCCUUGAAUUAGUACCUGCAGACAUUUUGAAUAAUAAGUGCUUCUUCUGCAUGAAUAUACACUUCCUCUUCCCUCCCCCACUCUCUCUUUUCUCUCUCUCUCUCUCUAAGUUCUUUCUUUUUAUUGUUAAGUUUCCUUGUUUACUCAAUCAGUUAACUCUUUCAUUCUCAGAAGUGAUCAUCAUAUAACUUCUUCCUAUAAUAUCCAUACAUUACCCAGCAAACAGAUGACGAGAGUAUUCAAACUUAUCUGGUAGAAGUUAUUUAUAUUGAUCUAACACCAAAUUCCUGCAUCUAAUUUACAAGGAAAUGUGUAGCAGCCAAAGGGGAGAAUUAACAAUCAUAUCUUUCAGUCUGCAAAGAUAUGCAUGUCUGGACAAUUAUUUUAAUUACUAAAACUAUUCACUUGAGUGGUUCCCUGCUGUAAUUUGAAGUAAUUAUCUGGGUUACUAAUUAAAGCUUUUCUAAUUCCACAAUUGUGCAGUUGACUGAGAGAGAAGCACUUGCUCUUGGCUCAGAGAAAAACAUUAUGGUAAGAGAUGUAACACAUUAAUCAAUAAAAAUCAACUCUAAAUUCAUUUAAUUAGCAAUUGUUAUUAAUCAAAGCAGCAUUUUUUGGCAUGAUGAUCAGGUAUUUAAAUAUCUCAAGUUGUGGUCGAUUAAAUAUGUCUUUCAAUAUAUGAACUAUGUCUUUACUAAUCAAUUCAUUUUAAAAAUGCAGACCAUGAUUAAUGUUAUUCAAGAAAAGAUCAGUGCAAGUCAGGUAUGGAUCAGAUAGAAUCAACAAAUGAUUUUAUACUAAAUUUUUAAUGGAGUGAGCAGAUUAAAGAAAGGUUAGGUUAGGCCUUGUGUGCUGGGUCAUUGCCAUUAUGCUUUAUAUGAUAUUUUUGAGUUACCUUUGAGCAGAAUUAUUUUUCAGUAUAAGAGAUAUGAUCAUUAAAAUAAAGAAAUACAAAGCCAGCACAUUUUCUAGAAAUAGAAAACAUGGGAAAGCCAAGACUAAUAAAGUUAAACAUUUUUUAAAGGUUCCUCUGACUAUCUAUUCAAAUUAGCUGCUUUCAUUAUAAUAAUAAAUUUCUACCUACUUGUGUCCACUCUUAACAAGUCAUAUUUUCUCAUUUUCUUUGUCUCAGUUGGCUUGUGAUAAUAAUUUUACCCAAGAUUUUGAUAACCAUGUCCUUUUAAGAAACUGUUUGCAAUAUUUUCAUCAUCAAAAAUUAUAAUUAAUGAUAUUUUAGAUUGUUUGAUUUAGUCCCUUUUUUUUCUAGGAGGAUUUCAUAUUGUGUGAAGCACUUAUUGUUAUAGUGAACUUAACUGGUAUGCAAUGUUUAUUAAUAAGUUUACAAAAUUGUACUUUGAAAAGAGAUUGAUGUAAAUAAAAGUUUGGAUUUAAAUGACUUUUCAAUGUGGUGUAACAGGAAUGGUACAUUUGGUUCAGGUCUUUGAAUGAUGCACGUAGCUGGUUGAGCUAAACUCAGGGUAAUUUAGCAAAGUCUUUUGUCAUUUGCUAUGACAAAAUGGCCAAUGCUCUAUGGUGGCCAAUUCACAUCAUCAACCCUGUUGGAAUAGUAUAUUACCACAAGUUCUUUAGAAACUUAUCCCCUUCACUUGAGCUAAACUCAGUUUCCAGCCCAAGGAGUGAUUAGGAGACUAGUUGUUCAAGUAGAUAGGAUUUUAGUUAAUUGCAAGUUGCCCACUAACCCUGCCCUCCCCAUUUUGUCAACUUUUUCUGAAAGUUUUCAUAAGGCAUUAUGAUGUGAGGGUUAAGUGUCUUACCCUAGAAUACAAUACAAUGACCCUUGCUGAGCUCAGCAAACCAGGAGUAAGGCUAUUUCCAUGAGCUGUCCAGAUAAAAAAAAAUUUCUUUCUGUAUGACAUUCACAGAUGAGAAACCGAGCACUUGUUCUCUGUUUGUUGAGAAAGGAGGUUUAAAAUUGAUGGUGCAAGGCCUUAAGGUAUACAAGAACAUUCUUUUCUGGAAAAUGGCAAAUAAACUCAAACAUUAACCACUAGGAGGUAGUGUGGCUGAGUGGUUAGGGUGCUUGUAAUCUAGUAGUCCUGGGUUCAAGUCCUCUUCCCUGCCAUUUGUUGGAUUUGUUCUCAGCCACCCCAAGUUGAACUCCUCAGCUGUGCUGUGUAAGGAGCCAACUGGUCUGCCUCCUGGUAGUUGGGAGUUUCAAGCAUUGUAUGUUUUAUUUCAGUCAUUGUAAAGCGCUAUUGGAUAGUGAUAGAAAUAGCUCAACAUUGUCGACCACACAGUAUCAAAUAGGAUCAGUGCAACCAAGUUCAAUUGUUAUUAAGUAUGUUUGAGGUUUUCACAGCUCUCACUCUCACACACCCACCAUCAACAAAGGGAUGGGAUCAUGGACCGGAUCAUGGAUCACAGAUCAGGUCAUGGAUUGCAUCACGGGUUGAAAGAAAAGUUUUAAAAAGUAAAAAAUUCAAAUCAUUUAUGAAAUAAUAAUACUUAAAAUAUGAGACUAAAAAAACCUUAAAAUGUGAUAAUUGGAAUUUAAAAUGUUGCAUGACAAGCUAAAAUAAAGUCUACAUAACGGGAUGGAGCUUAAGCCCCACAGGAAGUUUAUGUCCGUGAUCCAAUCUGGUCCAAUCCAGAAUUUGUUGACGCCACCAAACACCUGCUCAAGUGCUAACCAUAUGUAUAGUGUUGCCAAAUAUAUGGUCUUAGUUCUUAAUGGUGCAGUUACAGUCAACAUUUUUAUGUUUCAUCUGAUGCAUUAUAAAAUCAACUCUAGGUGUUCAGAGAAGGAAGCCAAGAGAAAAAUUUCAUUAUCAAAAGGAGGCUUCUUAUAACACUGGUGAGCCAAAAAGAAAAGUCUAUUAAGCACAGGUCUACUACAAGGCUAAACACUCAUGCUCCAAGUUCAACACUGAUUCUAAAGUCAUGUAUAUACAGUUUCCAGAGAUAAGAUUUAAGUCAUCUGUGAUGGACAGUUAGAAAAAAAUAGAAAUGGGAAGCUCAAUAUCAUGCACCAGGAAAGAAAAGGAAAUAACAGAGCAUCUCAUAACAUUUCAUGCUUUAGUUAAUCUCACUUUAACUUAGGAACCUAAGCAAUAACAAAUGAAAACCUCACAACUUUCUGCAUGACCACUGAACCCAGGCUGCCAAUUUGACUACCUUUGACCCUUUGCCAAAAACUUUUGGCACUUCCCAUGGCUUCCAAAGGGGUUGCAACUUAGAGUAGUGCCACAAUUUUUCACAACAAUUAUGAGGCCUCACUUAAAGAUUGAGAAUCACGUGUGCCUUUGAGGUUUUUUUUUUCCCAGAUUGCAGAAGAUGUCUUAAUGAUUAUAAAAAGGAAUUAGUGAAUAGCCCAAAGCAAUUAAAUUAAUUUUGAUCCUCAUUAUUUUGUCUUUUAGAACAUUAUAGCUGAGAUUCCAAGUCUGAGGCAUUUACUCAUCACAGAUGAAUUCAUGAAUCUUUUAGGGUAAUUUUUUUUUUUGUCAAAUGGUGUUUGAAAAUAAGUAAUAGGAAUAUUGAGUUUGUUUGCAACAAAUUGAAGCAGCUCUGAAUCUACAUAUCAGGUGAUUUUUCAAAGCUUUGCAACAAGAUCAAAUUCAACAAGUGAGACUGAAAGGCACAUGAAGCUAAUUAAAAAUUAAGCUGAAUGUUUUAAAGAGCACAAGGCUGUUAUAGUAGUGCUGCUAUGUUAAAAUUUUUAAUCAAGAAAUGUUUUAACUAGGGGAAAGGUAUUAGUCAAGAGCAUUUAAUCAAAAUUGUUCUUUGAGGAAACAAAUGAAAAUGCAUUUGUUAUUAAUCCAAAAACUAAUGAUUAUUAUUAGUUAAUGAAAAACAAUCAGUCCUAUAAACCAUAUUCUAAAGUGAAGCUUAAUUCUUGUCAUGUCUAGGUCUUUCCUGGACGAUGGGCUUCUCCAGUUGUCCUAUUUUUGUGGUGGAAUUUUGUCCAAUGUUAUACUGGAGUGGUCUGAUGAUAGAGAGCUACUUUUGCACAGCAAACAGUAUUUACUUCGUAGGCUGGUAGAUAUUAGCAGUUUUACAUCAGGGCAAAUAAUAAUAGGCUUUGAAUACCCUUCUGUAACAAAUUCAUCUUUGGGUUGACAUUUUUUUAUGGGUUUUUUUCUAAAUAUAAGGCAAAGUUAAGCAAAUUUUAUAAUGACAGUUACUUUGAAAGUCAGAAAAUUAUAACUUCAGUCCCAUGUACAAGUAAAUCUGGAUGUCAUUUUUAGAGAGGAAAUUUUGUACAUUUUGUUGUUAUAUAAACAGUUUCAAAAUUGUGAGUCCAUUUAAGUGACUUCACUUCUUGAGCAGGAACUAGAAUGGAGCAAGUGAAAUUAGGGAGAUGCAGGUGGGGACAUGAUCUAAAAACAAGACUCCAGGUGUAAAUUUUUUGCACUCAAAUAUCUCAGGUUUAAAAAUUUGCCCCCACCCCUCACCUCUAUUAACCCUCAACACCCUAACAUCAUUAUGCAUAUUCUCCAUACUGUUCUCCAUAAAUUUCCCAAGAUGCUGGAAGGAGAACUUGUUUAACAAUCAAGAGCCUCUUUAAUUGGUGACCAGUUCCUUUAUUCUCAUGACCUUAAUGUGAUUGGGAGGUAAUAUUGUAAGGAGAAAUGUUGCAUUUUCUCUUUAUCAGGAACAAGCUGUGAACCGAUGGGAAUUUCCUGCAGACCAGUUUGUUACUUAUAAGUUUGUAUAUCUUUUUGCAAAGUUAUCUUUAUCAAGUACUGGUUAUUUUUUUUAUCUUUUCAUGAAUAGAACAAAGACAAAAAAAAUUGUACAAGCCAUAGGGCAAGUGCAGUUUGUAGUCUUCAAAAAAAUUUCAAGUGCUUAUUUAAACUAAACUGCAUGAGAAAUCUUGUUGUUACCUAUUAAUAAUUUACGAGAAAAAAAAAAGCAUCACAGAAGGUCCAGUUGGGUGAAAAUUUGACAGUGCACAUGCUAUUUUUAAUUUGCACUCAUGACAUGAAAAAUGCACCUGUUUUCAGCCAAUUAGACAUGCAUAAUUUUUUAUGUAUCUUAUAGCAGAUCAAAAAUUGAUUCUUACAGUCUCCUGUGAAGCACUAGUUCGAACACUGUUGAAGUUUGUAUACAAUAAUGUUAAAAUUGUAACCCUUUUCCCUUUUUUCUGUUAGGUCAUUCAGAUCUUUUGUCCCUCUCCUCCAGUGUGCUAUGCCUGCUGUGCAGAUGUGGGCUUUGUGGGGAAUCAUAAAUGUCUGCACCAGUGACAGUAAGCACCUCUUGAUCUCAAAUGUUUGAACAGUGCCUUGGCUAAUUAAAAACUCAGACAGGAUGAUGCAUUUGAUUUUUGUAAGGCUGAGCUUAGAUAGAAACCUCUAUUUGACCCCAUUGAUGUUGCUGACAUAAAUUCCAACCCCCGUGCAUUCCUUUCUGUGCAGGGAAGGCAGGGUAUCUUGAAGUUUGCUCGAUUGCUCUUGUAGUACAUAGCAAGCAAAUUUAGCAAUGAUCAUCUUAAAAUUCUAGCCUGAUGUACACUCAAGAUUUAGGAGCUGGUCUUGUUUAUGGUAGACAACUGUCUCUAUUUAUUGAAUUUGGGACUCAAACUUGCGCACCUUUCUCAUAUGAACAUGGAAAAGUUUAACCCUUUGACCUGCAGUUUCUCCCCACAAUAGCAAAAUUUUUCAAGAUUUGUAAGCUGUGUUGUAGUCCCAUUAUUAAGAUUACUUACUCAUGGUAAUGUGAUGAUCAGGAGCUAAAUUAACAGACAAGCGACUCACCACAAAACUUAUCUUUUUUUGCAGUGCAACGUUAUGCCCCUCUGCUUAUAGAUGUUGGAAUCCGGGAUAUUGUUCGAAGAGUAUUAACAACAUCACACAAUGGAGUCAGAGAGCUGGCACAGAAGCUUUCAGAUACUGUGGCUAAUUUUUAGCCAAGUUAGAAAAAUAUUAACUCCUAACUCUUUUGAAGAGACUCUCAAUGACAACCUAAUACUAGUUAUAGUUCUCACUAGAGCUGCCCCCGCCCUACAGUACCAUUUUCUUUUUUUUUUUUUUUGAGUUGGGCUUGUUGUUUACAGUUGUGUAAUUUUUCUGUUAUGCUGUUACGGAAUUGCGAAUACUACAAGUACUCAAAAUACUACAAGUGUACAAAAUGUAGUAUUGGGAAGUGCUUGGGGUUUUUUUUUUUUUUUUUGCUGUGUGGUUUAACUUAGGAUUUGUUUGUUCUUCACGAUCAAGAAGAAGCAGAAUGUAGGGACUUGGUUGAGUUUUAACAUUGGAAUGUUAUAGGUGGCAUUGGAGAACAAUUUAUAGACAGCAUUGAAGAACAAUUUAUUAUUAUAUAGUUAUUAGACACAAAAUUAUACCUUAAGAGGGCCUACAUUCUCUCUUCAGUCUUCCUCUAUACUAGGAAAAAUCUCGUGUCAAAGACGCCGAUCCUAAAAGUCCUCGUGCGCGUGUCUUUUUACUGGCAGCCCAUGACCAUUUGCGGGAAAAACGUUGAUACCUUGCGGCCAUGCAAGCGAUCAAAUCGAGAUUUUUUCUGGUUAUGAUCUACCGAAAAUACCCACAUUCUCUCUUCUCCAGUCUUCCUCUAUAUUACAUGGGGAGUCCUAAGGUGCCUCCUCGGGUUUUUGGCCCUCUGGGGCCAAAAACCCUGUGGGGGCAAAUAUUUGACUAGGAUUAAGUUUACUUUUUGAAGCUUAAAAAGCAGUACUGUCAAUACAAUAUUCUUUUCAAAUGCCUUUAGCAGGUCUUUGUGAAAUUUUACAGGUAGGAUGAUUAAAUGAGGAAUAAAUAAUUUCAGGGUGCUGUCCUUGGUUACAGUUUUGUUUUAUUUGUUAUAUUCAAACCAAGCUUUUGGUGAUCU
Messenger RNA from Pocillopora meandrina, 10979 nucleotides. NCBI's taxonomy places the organism in Eukaryota, Metazoa, Cnidaria, Anthozoa, Scleractinia, Pocilloporidae. The record is from the annotation of a GenBank genome assembly.